Messenger RNA from Oncorhynchus keta (chum salmon), 1976 nucleotides. RefSeq names its product stomatin-like. Gene Ontology annotation, cellular component: plasma membrane. The record is from RefSeq and is a predicted model, not a curated record. The transcript is spliced from 7 exons. The coding region runs from base 140 to 988 and encodes 282 amino acids. NCBI's taxonomy places the organism in Eukaryota, Metazoa, Chordata, Actinopteri, Salmoniformes, Salmonidae.
ACAGACAGACAGAGAGACAAACAGACAGACAGACAGUUUUCAGUCUUCAACGUUAAUAUUCAUGUUGCUCUGAGUAUUAAUAGCUGCAGGUGUAGGUCAUACUUCUGAAACUAUUGGACUGAGUGGGUUGAAUAAAGGCAUGAGAGACAUGGUGAACCAGGGGAAGGUCCAGAUCAGCACUGAACAGAUCCUAGAAGAUAAGAGCUCUGGCUCUCUGGGAUGUUGCGGCUGGCUUCUGUUCGGAAUCUCUCUAAUCUUCACGGUGUUCCUCUUCCCCAUCACCAUCUUCAUGUGCGUCAAGAUUGUAAAGGAGUAUGAGCGAGCGGUCAUUUUCAGACUUGGCCGCAUCGAGGACAAGAAGCCGAAAGGACCAGGGAUCUUCUUUGUACUACCCUGUACUGACACCUUUGUGAAGGUGGACUUGAGGACUGUGUCUUUUGACAUUCCACCCCAAGAGAUCCUGACCAAAGACUCAGUGACGGUGUCUGUAGACGGGGUGGUGUAUUUCCGUGUGUACUGCCCCAUCUCUGCUGUAGCUAACGUGUCCAACGCCCACUCAUCCACCCGUCUCCUCGCCCAGACCACCCUGAGGAACGUCCUGGGAACCAAGAACCUGGCUGAGCUGCUGUCUGACCGCGAGGGAAUCUCACACAACAUGCAGGAGUCUCUGGAUGAGGCCACUGACCCGUGGGGUAUCAAGGUGGAGCGUGUGGAGAUUAAAGACGUGAAGCUGCCCCACCAGCUGCAGAGGGCCAUGGCUGCAGAGGCAGAAGCUAGCCGUGAGGCCAGGGCGAAGGUGAUAGCGGCAGAGGGGGAGAUGAACGCCUCCCGGGCCCUGAAGGAGGCGUCUCUAGUGAUCGCUGAGUCUCCAUCAGGCCUCCAGCUGAGAUACCUCCAGACCCUCACCACCAUCGCUGCAGAGAAGAACUCCACCAUCAUCUUCCCUCUGCCCAUAGACAUGGUCAGCCACUUCAUGCAGAGGAAAUGAGGGGUCACAGAGAGGCAGUGUUGCAUCUUCCCUCCCCUUUUGCCCUCCUUCACAGAUCUGAUAGGACUGGAUAGGUGAAAGUAACAUGUCAGAAAUGGCUGUUAUUCACACCUAUCCAGGAAGUGCAAUGGCUGUUAUUUACACCUAUCCAGGAAGUGCAAUGGCUGUUAUUUACACCUAUCCAGGAAGUGAAAUGGCUGUUAUUUACACCUAUCCAGGAAGUGCAAUGGCUGUUAUUUACACCUAUCCAGGAAGUGAAAUGGCUGUUAUUUACACCUAUCCAGGAAGUGCAAUGGCUGUUAUUUACACCUAUCCAGGAAGUGCAAUGGCUGUUAUUUACACCUAUCCAGGAAGUGCAAUGGCUGUUAUUUACACCUAUCCAGGAAGUGAAAUGGCUGUUAUUUACACCUAUCCAGGAAGUGCAAUGGCUGUUAUUUACACCUAUCCAGGAAGUGAAAUGGCUGUUAUUUACACCUAUCCAGGAAGUGCAAUGGCUGUUAUUUACACCUAUCCAGGAAGUGAAAUGGCUGUUAUUUUUUACCCCUAUCCAGUAAGUGAAAUGGCUGUUAUUUACACCUAUCCAGGAAGUGCAAUGGCUGUUAUUCACACCUAUUCAGGAAGUGAAAUGGCUGUUAUUCACACCUAUUCAGGAAGUGAAAUGGCUGUUAUUCACACCUAUUCAGGAAGUGAAAUGGCUGUUAUUCACACCUAUUCAGGAAGUGAAAUGGCUGUUAUUCACACCUAUUCAGGAAGUGAAAUGGCUGUUAUUCACACCUAUUCAGGAAGUGAAAUGGCUGUUAUUCACACCUAUUCAGGAAGUGAAAUGGCUGUUAUUCACACCUAUUCAGGAAGUGAAAUGGCUGUUAUUCACACCUAUUCAGGAAGUGAAAUGGCUGUUAUUUCCACUGGGAUUCUCUGCCUCUAACCCUGUUACGGGGGCUGAGUCACUGGCUUGCUGGGGCUCUCUCGUGCCGUCCCUGGGGGGGUG